AUGGAGAGAAGUUCAGGUCUAUCAAAUGGAAGAGAAGGCAGUGAAGCUGACUUCUCCGUGAUCACACUUAGGCCCUUGGAGCUUUCUGACAUUGAUGAUUUCAUGGUGUGGGCUACAGAUGAGAAAGUGCCUCGUUUCUGCACUUGGGAACCUUAUGCCAGCAAAGGCCUAAACUUCAUCAAAAAUGUUGUUCUCCCCCACCCGUGGUUCAUGGCAAUCUGCCUUGAAAACAGGCCUAUUGGUUCCAUUUCGGUGACCUCGAAUUCGGGCAACGAUCGGUGCAGAGGAGAACUUGGCUAUGUUUUAGGGUCCAGGUACUGGGGCAAGGGGAUUGUAACACAGGCUGUGAAACUGGUGGCUGAUAUUAUAUUCAAAGAGUGGACACAUUUGGAGAGGCUUGAAGCUCUUGUUGAUGUGGAAAAUGUGGCAUCUCAGAGGGUGCUUGAGAAGGCAGGGUUUCAGAGGGAAGGUGUUCUGAGGAAGUACUUUAUUUUGAAGGGAAGAAGUAAGGAUAUGGUGAUGUUCGCCCUUCUUUCUACAGAUUGGCGAACUUGA
This is a messenger RNA of Prunus armeniaca (apricot), 555 nucleotides long. The record is from the annotation of a GenBank genome assembly. NCBI's taxonomy places the organism in Eukaryota, Viridiplantae, Streptophyta, Magnoliopsida, Rosales, Rosaceae.